Messenger RNA from Acanthocheilonema viteae, 270 nucleotides. The record is from the annotation of a GenBank genome assembly. Lineage: Eukaryota; Metazoa; Nematoda; Chromadorea; Rhabditida; Onchocercidae.
AUGAUAUUUUAUUUUGCCUGGGCCGUGUUCUUCUUCAUGUGUGGUUGUGUGUUGGCUUUAGUCGCAACACGGUUUAAUGGUAUAACUGGUUACGGUGCAGCUUCGUUCUUCGCAUUUGGAGCAUUAUGUGCUUAUGGCUUCGACAGUUAUUUGAAAUUCCUGGCAUGGAGACAUGAUGAAAUGGCCGUAGGUGGAGCUGGACUGAAAAACUUACCUUACGGUGAUACUACAGCAUCAAAGGAAUCAAGAAAAGAGAGUUCUCAUCAAUGA